Messenger RNA from Spodoptera littoralis (African cotton leafworm), 2697 nucleotides. NCBI's taxonomy places the organism in Eukaryota, Metazoa, Arthropoda, Insecta, Lepidoptera, Noctuidae. The record is from the annotation of a GenBank genome assembly.
AUGGCAUAUCCUAUGUAUGAAGUUGAUUGGAGUGUAUUGCCGCCAGAACAAAACAGAAGGUUCAACCCGGCAUUUAACAUUGCCACUAUUAAACAAGUGGUAAAUGAGGCUAUAGAAAGAGUUGCGCCGGUUUCAGUACGGAUGCCGACACCGACGCGACUUCGCGACCUUAUCAGGCAGAUUAGGGCGGCCAGGACCGCGGCCGAAGAAAGGAGCGUCGUCAACAAGGAAUGCGCGUACAUACGGUCUACCUUCAGAGAAGAGGACAGUGUUUGGAGAUGUCGAAACAUAGCGAAACUCCUGUACAUCCACAUGCUGGGUUACCCAGCUCACUUCGGACAGUUGGAGUGCCUGAAACUGAUUGCCAGCCCUCGGUUCACGGACAAACGAGUGGGGUACCUCGGCGCCAUGCUGCUGUUGGAUGAGCGGCAAGAUGUACAUCUCCUCAUCACUAAUUGUUUGAAAAAUGACCUGAACAGCAACACUCAGUUCGUUGUUGGCCUAGCGCUUUGUACCUUGGGGGCCAUAGCGUCUCCUGAAAUGGCAAGAGACCUGGCUUCAGAAGUGGAACGCCUCAUCAAGUCUCCAAAUGCAUACAUUAAGAAGAAGGCGGCUUUGUGCGCUUUCCGUAUCAUCAGAAGAGUCCCUGAUCUUAUGGAGAUGUUCCUUCCUGCUACCAGAAGCCUAUUGACGGAGAAGAAUCAUGGUGUCCUGAUUACUGGAGUCACGCUCAUCACGGAAAUGUGUGAGAAUAGCCCCGAUACCCUCAACCACUUCAAGAAGAUCGUACCGAAUCUGGUGAGGAUAUUGAAAAACCUCAUUUUGGCUGGAUAUUCACCGGAGCAUGACGUCAGUGGAGUUUCAGACCCGUUCUUACAGGUUAAAAUCCUCCGCCUUCUACGGAUACUAGGCAAAAACGACGCCGAAGCAUCCGAAGCUAUGAACGACAUACUAGCCCAAGUUGCCACAAACACGGAAACCAGCAAGAACGUUGGCAACACCAUUCUCUACGAGACUGUGCUCUCCAUUAUGGACAUCAAAUCCGAGAGUAGUCUCAGAGUGCUAGCCAUCAACAUACUGGGCAGAUUUCUACUGAAUAAUGACAAAAAUAUCCGCUACGUGGCGCUCAAUACGCUUUUGAGGACCGUGCACGUUGAUACAUCGGCUGUUCAAAGACAUAGGACUACUAUUUUGGAGUGCUUGAAGGACCCAGACGUAUCAAUCCGCCGGCGUGCGAUGGAGCUAUCGUUCGCUUUGAUCAACGGCCAGAACAUUCGUUCUAUGAUGAAGGAGCUGCUGACCUUCUUGGAGAGAUCUGACGCGGAGUUCAAAGCUCACUGCUCCAGUGCCAUGGUGUUAGCUGCUGAGAGAUACGCGCCUUCGAACAAAUGGCAUCUUGAUACUUUGUUCAGAGUUUUGCUUAAGGCGGGCAACUACCUCCGCGACGACACGGUGUCGAGCACGCUGCAGAUAGUGUCGUCGGCGGCGCCCGAGCGACAGGCCUACGCCGCCAUGCGACUCUGGACCUCGCUCGAACGCUCCGCCGUCUCCGGCGACGCUACUGAGAAGCAACCGCUUGUACAGGUGGCGGCGUGGACUAUUGGUGAAUACGGUGACCUGCUGGUGUCUGAGGCCAGUAACGCAAUCUCUAUGGUCGACGAGGACGGCGUCGAUGACUUCGUGCGUCCGUCGGAGGAGUACGUGAUAGACAUAUACCAGAAGUUGCUGUGGUCGACGCAGCUCUCCAUCAACACCAAGGAGUAUCUGCUACUGUCGCUCGCCAAGCUGUCCACGCGGUUCACCACGCAGCCUAGCCAGGAUAAAAUUCGAGUGAUCAUCGACACGUUCGGAUCUCACAUCCACAUUGAAUUGCAACAGAGAGGAGUGGAGUUAUCCCAAUUAUACAGGAAGUACGCGCACUUACGGCCGGCGCUACUGGAGCGCAUGCCCGCGAUGGAGGCGCCCGGCGGACACGCGCCAGACGACGCCGACAACGACGCGCUGUCUGACGUCAGCCCCGACCACAAACCCGAUCAUGUCAACAAUGACGCACUACUAGACCUGAUUAUUGGGUCGGACCCCCUGACGAACGGAGACGUGGAGCACAAACCCUCGCAGCCACCAGCCAGCAACAAUAACACCAGCAGCAAUGAUAUCCUAGACCUGCUGAGCGGACUAGACCUGACUCCGACGGCACCGGCCAGCGUGAUGAACAACAACGUGACGUCCCCAGGCCUCACGUCAGGCCUCGGUACCGGCCUCACGCCAGGACUCACGUCCGCCGCGCCGCCCGCGUCCUUACUACUCGACGGACUGUUCGCUGCGCCCAUGCAAACACCUACCAUGCAAGAUCUACCGACAGUGACGGCUCUAGAGAAGAACGGUCUCCGCAUAGUGUUCGGAGUGCAGCGCGGCGGAGACUCCGUGACGCUGACGAUGAGAGCUCAGUCGUCCUCGCCUUCCACUCUCACAGACUUCCUGUUCCAGGCCGCCGUACCUAGGACAUUCCAGCUAGACAUGAUGUCACCUUCCGGCACAGUACUGCCGCCGCAGGGUGAAAUUACUCAAGUACUCAAAAUCACUAAUCCAUCCAGGAGCGCCCUUCGACUAAGAAUACGAGUAUCAUACAACGUGGACGGCGUCCCAGUGUUAGAGCAGGCAGAAGUGAACAGCUUCCCCCCGGACCUGUUCAACUGA